This is a messenger RNA of Aphanomyces invadans, 449 nucleotides long. RefSeq lists its product as hypothetical. The coding region runs from base 32 to 313 and encodes 93 amino acids. The record is from RefSeq and is a predicted model, not a curated record. NCBI's taxonomy places the organism in Eukaryota, Oomycota, Saprolegniomycetes, Saprolegniales, Verrucalvaceae. The transcript is spliced from 3 exons.
AGUAACCUCCGCUGUUCGGGACUAUGGCGAAAUGGGGCGAAUCCCUCAACUGGGUACUCCGGGUAGAUACAUAGCAGUUUUUCAAGCAAACGCCGUGUCGCUGGUCACUGGCAAACGCAAUGGCCAGGUGGAGAAUCGGCAGCUCCGCGAACACUUGGCCCAAGCUCUUGCGCGACUCGAGCAAGUACAACAUGAAAACCUCGUGCUGCAUCAACUCGACCUGAAUCUGCACACCGAAGUUGCGUCCCUCCGGUUUCUGGUGUUCAACCCCGACCCCCAAGCUGCUGCGGCCAUCCGUCCUCCUGGACUAUAGACUCCCUUCACUAGCAAGAAACGUCAACUUAUAGAGAGAACUCCCUUCUUCAUGACUACUAGUAUUGCGCCGCCGCCGCCCCCUGUCGUGUUAUUGUGCGGAUAAAUCCGGAUACCACCUUGUUUUUUAAUUUGCA